This is a messenger RNA of Thyridium curvatum, 1257 nucleotides long. RefSeq lists its product as uncharacterized. The record is from RefSeq and is a predicted model, not a curated record. The transcript is spliced from 4 exons. NCBI's taxonomy places the organism in Eukaryota, Fungi, Ascomycota, Sordariomycetes, Thyridiales, Thyridiaceae. Bases 1 to 1257 code for a protein of 418 amino acids.
AUGGCGACCGAGGAGAAGGAGAUCGAUUACACCCUCAACAACCCCGACACCCUGACCAAGUACAAGACCGCCGCUCAGAUCUCCGAGAAGGUCCUCGCCGAGGUCUCCAAGCUCUGUGUCGCCGGCGCCAAGAUUGUCGACAUUUGCGACAAGGGCGACAAGUUGAUUGAGGAGGAGGUCAGCAAGGUCUACCGCGGAAAGAAGAUCACCAAGGGCUUCUCUCACCCGACCACCAUCUCUCCUAGCUCCUAUGUCACUCCUUACACCCCUCUGAACUCGGACGAGUCCGAGGCCGCCACGGAGCUGCAGGCCGGCGAGCCUGUCAAGAUCCAGCUGGGUGCUCAGAUCGAUGGCUUCGGCUCCAUUGUCUGCGACACCAUCCUCGUGCCUGCCCAGGACAAGGAGCAAGAUGUUGUCACCGGCCGUCCUGCCGACCUCAUCCUGGCCAACUACUAUGCCAACGAGCUCCUUCUGCGACUCAUGAUCCCUCCUGGACUGCUUGCCCAGGGCACCGAUGAGGAGAAGGCCAAGGCUGCGGCCGCCAAGGCCCCUACCCAGUCCAAGAUCACCAGCCUGCUCGAGAAGGUGGCCAAGAGCUACGACUGCAACAUUGUCGAGAGCACCACCUCUUGGCUGUUUGACCGCAACGAGAUUGAGGGCCCCAAGAAGAUCGUCCUGGCCCCUGCCGAGGGCGGCAAGGGCGAGGGUGUCCCCGCGGUUGGCGAGGUCUGGGGUGUCGAGAUGGGUCUGAGCUUGGGAUCAGGCAAGGUCAAGCAGCUUGACCAGCGCGCGACCCUCCACCGCCGCACCACCCAGACCUACGGUCUCAAGCGCCCGACCUCGAGGAAGAUCCUUUCCGAGGUGCAGAAGAAGUUCGGCACCUUCCCCUUCAGCUUGAGGCAGCUCGAAGACGAGCGUGACGCCAAGUCUGGUGUUGUCGAGUGUGUCCGUGGCAACGUCUUCCGCCAGUAUGAGCUGGUCGGCGACAAGGACGGCGCUCCCGUCGCCCGACUCCUGACCACCAUUGCCAUUACCAAGAAUGGCAUCACCAAGCUGGGCAGUGCCCCUCCUCUGGACGUCAGCAAGUACAAGACGGACAACAAGAUCACCGACGAGGAGAUCCUCAAGAUCCUUGAGCAGCCUCUGUCCAGGAACACCGGGAAGAGCAAGAGCAAGAACAAGAAGAAGAAGAAGCCCGCCAAGAAGGCUGCCGCCAAGGAGGAGAGUGAGGAUGAGGAGGACAGCGACGACGAGUAA